GCCUAUGUUAAACUGUAACUUUUAAAUAGUUAUCUACUUUAUCUCUAUUGAUAUACUAUUGACAACUGAUAAAUACGUGUAAAUCGAUUUAGUUUUGAGUUAUCUCAUCAGUUGAUCAAACCCCAGGCCCCAAAAUGUUUCUAAAAUAUUUUUCUCUAUUUUUAUUAACCCUGUUUAUAAUUAUAAACAAAAAUGAUUCUGCUAGAAUAUUAGCAGUGAUCCCAACUGCUUCCUACAGUCAUCAAAUGUUCUACCAACAACUAUGGCGGCAGUUAGCCAUUCAAGGUCAUGAUAUGGUCGUGAUAACCACUGAUCCCACGGGUGAGACCCUCCCAAAUUUCAAGGAGAUAAGUAUUCGUGAAUCCUAUGGUCCUUUUAAGAAGAUAAUCGAUUUGAUUCUUGAACAAGGCAUGUUCAACAUCUUCUUCAGCUCGGAAAUGGAUGAACUUGGUAAGGAGCUGAUUCAUUUCCAAUUGGGAUUACCUCAGGUCCAACAAAUCGUCAGGAAUGAAUCGGAAUACUUUGAUUUAUUGAUGGUGGAACAUAUGCCUGGACCGUUUUAUGCUUUGAAGAAGAGGUUUGGUUGUCCUAUGAUUGGGGUUGUGUCCCUGGAUGGUUUCCCGAGCUCACAUGAAGCUAUGGGUAACCCGGUGUAUAGUGUAUUGUAUCCUUAUUCACUGUUUCCGUAUCAGGAGAAUAUUAGUUUAUGGGAGAGGAUUAUAGUUGUGGUCUUCAAUGGGUUAGCAAGAGUAUUUGAGCAGUUUGAUGGGUUAAGGAUGAAUGUGUAUGCUAAGGAUUACUUUGGGGUUGAUGUGGAUGUUAUGGAGAUGUUGGGGGAGACGGAUAUGUUGUUUGUGAAUGCGAACCCUUUGUUCACUGUGGUUAGACCUCAUACUCCGGCGACUAUUAAUUUAGCUGGGGGGAUACAUAUGAAACCUCCUAGGGAAUUACCUAAGGACUUGAAGCAGUUCCUUGAUAAGGGUAAAGAUGGGGUGAUCUAUUUUAGUCUUGGGAGUAAUGUAAAAAGUAAAGAAUUAUCCAUGGAAUUACGUGAGACCAUUCUGACCACUUUGUCCCAACUACCCUAUAAAGUUCUCUGGAAGUUUGAAGAUGAUACACUACCAGGAAAACCCAAAAAUGUCAUGAUUACAAAAUGGGCACCCCAACAAGAUGUUUUAAGACAUCCCAAUGUUAAGUUGUUCAUAACCCAAGGUGGGAUCCAAUCCCUAGAGGAAGCUCUCUACUCCCAUGUACCAAUGGUAGUAAUACCCUUCUUAGCUGACCAAGAAGGCAACGCUGUUAAGGUCCAAUCAAAGGGUUUAGGUUUAACCCUACAUCCCACAACCCUAAAUACUAACAACUUCAAAAAUGCUAUUCUAGAAGUUUUAAAGGACCCUAAAUAUAAAGCCAAUGUAAAAUUACUAGCAGCACAGAUUCAGGACCAACCUAUGACUCCAAUGGAGAAAGCCAUCUGGUGGAUAGAAUAUGUCCUUAGACACAAAGGAGCCCAACAUUUGAAAGGACCCAAGAUACCUUUAUACCAAUAUUACUAUUUUGAUGUGUUAGGGGCUUUAGUAGCUACUGUUUUUGUAAUAAUAUUAUUCAUAUGGUUAUCUUUCAAGGGUAUUGCAAAAUGUUGCAGGUCCUUGACCUCCAAAGAUAACAAAAUUAAAAAAGAUUAGAUUACCUAAUACAAAAUAAAGCACUUAAGUAAUAUGAGUA
Molecule: messenger RNA, 1722 nt
Organism: Dalotia coriaria
Lineage: Eukaryota; Metazoa; Arthropoda; Insecta; Coleoptera; Staphylinidae
Product: UDP-glycosyltransferase UGT5-like
Exons: 3
Coding region: 135-1682 (515 amino acids)
Molecular function (GO): UDP-glycosyltransferase activity
Source: RefSeq, a predicted model, not a curated record